AAGUUAUCAGUAUUUAAAUACAAAAUAGGAUAACCUUCAUCACCUGCGCGGUAUUACACAAUAAAAUAUUUAUUCGGGCCCAUUUUGCUACCGGUAAUAGUGAACACAUUUAUAAUAUAUCUAUUGUAUAUUCCUAUAAUACAAACUUGGCUUUUUAAUUUGCGAAAAUGUAUCUUCUUUUUUUUAUACGAUUUGAACAAACCCGUUAAUCUUAAUUAGAUAUAUAAAUAUUGCACGUGCGUGAUUCUAUAAAACUAAAGAAUUAAAGUAAAUUUUACGCGAAUCGACCACGAACGUUGUAUGUUGUUAGCUUUACAUACUGUCACAGAAUUAUGGCACUAGAUUGGAAAAAAGUUUUGAUCGUUGGCUUGUCUAGCAUUGUAGUCAGCUGUGUCUUAUACGUAUCUGCUAUACAAUGGGAACAUCGAACCAAUGACGUCAUUGGACCAGGACGGUUUUCAAAUUCUUCACUCAAAUCCGUUACCAUACUAUUCCGUCAUGGAAAUAGAGCUCCAAUGUUUACAUACAAGACAGAUCCACACAAAAAUGCUUUUCCUGAAGGAAAAUCAGAAUUAACUAAAAAAGGAAAACAAAAUAUGUACAAAAAAGGACAAAUAUUACGACGCUUAUACAAUGGUUUCUUAAGUGACUUAUAUUUGGACAGUGAAAUUUUAAUCAAAACCACUAACAAAACACGGACCUACAUGUCAGCGGCAAUGGUUUUAGCUGGAAUGUAUCCGCCAAAAGGUUAUCAAAAAUGGUCAGACACAGAAACUGUUUGGCAGCCUAUUCCUAUUUACAACAAUUCGCCAGAUCAUGGAACAUUGUUUGAUGAGCGGGGAAAAUGUCCGGCAUUUGAUACUACGUUCAAAAAGUUAAAUACUCUAUUUAACAACAAUACAGACCAAGAUACAACAACAUUAAUGUCAUAUUUGUCUGAAAAAUGCGGACAACUCAUCACUAAUACCAAUUUAAUAAAACUAUACGAUUUAUUUAUAUGUCAGGCAUCAGAAGGUUUAACACUACCUGAAUGGAUUAAGCCUUACCACAUUGAAAAAAUAAAGUCAAUUAUAAUGACUAAAAAAAGUUCAGAAAUGAUUUAUGAAAAUCUUAGACUUCAGAAAAUUAUUAUAGGACCUCUGCUAAAUGAAAUUGGUUUGAACAUGGAAUCGAAUUUAAAUAAUAAUGAAACAAGAAAAAUGUAUCUUUAUUCGGGACACGAUAUUAGUAUAGCAACGGCAAUGAGCUUUCUAGGCAAUACCAUUGAAUUGCCCGAUUUUGGCGCUUCGUUACAUUUUCAUAUACAUCACGAUGAAAUAAAUGAAGACACUGUCAAAGUGUACUUUUACAAUCGUUGGGAUAAUGAAGAAGGAAAAGAAGUCCCAAUACUUAAUUGCGGUAAUCCAUGCAAAUUUAAGGACUUUAAAAAUAUGUUGGACAAUAGUUUAUCUGGAAAAUGGAUGGAAGAUUGUCAAGAGUUAGAAAGCUAAUCUAAUUUAUUUAUUAUUUUUGUUACCAUUAAUGCCAUUGACUAAAUCAAUGCUUUAAGAUUUUUUUAAAUUGUCUAAGAUUAUUUUAGAUAUUUUAUUCUAAAAAAAAAAAUAAUGAUAAUAUUUUACCUAUAGUUUGUAUUACCUAUUAUAGUCUUCUAGGUAUAGUCAGGGCAUAGAUUUGCACUUCAUUUUCAUGAUAUUUAAACAAUUUAAUAAUAAACAUAUUAUAGAUUUAUUA
This is a messenger RNA of Aphis gossypii (cotton aphid), 1731 nucleotides long. RefSeq names its product lysosomal acid phosphatase-like. The record is from RefSeq and is a predicted model, not a curated record. The coding region runs from base 333 to 1490 and encodes 385 amino acids. NCBI's taxonomy places the organism in Eukaryota, Metazoa, Arthropoda, Insecta, Hemiptera, Aphididae. Gene Ontology annotation, molecular function: phosphatase activity. The transcript has 7 exons. Gene Ontology annotation, biological process: dephosphorylation.